Purpureocillium takamizusanense is the source of this 444-nucleotide messenger RNA. RefSeq lists its product as uncharacterized. The coding region runs from base 1 to 444 and encodes 147 amino acids. NCBI's taxonomy places the organism in Eukaryota, Fungi, Ascomycota, Sordariomycetes, Hypocreales, Ophiocordycipitaceae. The transcript has 3 exons. The record is from RefSeq and is a predicted model, not a curated record.
AUGAGAUCCCUUCUAGCCCUUAUUCUCCACUUGAGUAUCGUUGCGGGUCUCGCGAUCCGGGAUACUCCAAAGUUUGUCAAGAUCAAAGGCGUGAGUCUUCUUGGAAGUGGCUGUCCUGCUGGCACUGCCGACGUCCAAGUCGACGCCACCGGGUCACUUUUCGAAGCCACGUUCUCGGAAUAUGAAGUCCAGACUGGCCCGGGCACCCAGCCAAUCGACUGGCGAAGGAACUGCAAGUUGACUCUCAACAUGGAGUUCGAAUCGGGAUUCCAAUUCACCAUUGUCGAGACUGAUAUGAUUGGCUUCGCCGAGAUCCCCGUCGGAGUGAAUGGCCAAUGCACCAAUACAUUCUCCUUCACCGGCAAUGGCGCAGAGCAUGUCGACUAUAAGAUUGCGCUCAAGGGCCAUUACAGUGGCCGGUGGAUCACAUCAGCGGCAAGCUGA